Molecule: messenger RNA, 3854 nt
Organism: Nilaparvata lugens (brown planthopper)
Lineage: Eukaryota; Metazoa; Arthropoda; Insecta; Hemiptera; Delphacidae
Gene: Nhe2
Product: probable Na(+)/H(+) antiporter nhx-9
Exons: 18
Coding region: 349-3555 (1068 amino acids)
Biological process (GO): regulation of pH; proton transmembrane transport; sodium ion transport
Cellular component (GO): membrane
Molecular function (GO): sodium:proton antiporter activity
Source: RefSeq, a predicted model, not a curated record
AGUGACGUUCUCACGACGCCAACAGCAGAAUACGAAACAGUCGCUGCUCAAACCUUGAAGGUGGAGCUGGGUCUCGUAGCGUGGUGAGGUUAGGACGCGAUGGAAAUCUCAGUUGCGCUUCCAGUGGCCGGCUAUGACAGCCACCAUCUCUACAACAGCUAUUGCUUCCCGUGUCGUUCUAGCAUCUGUUGACACCCCUGUUAUUACUCGCUUAGAAGAAAUUAGUGGCCUACUUCUUGUUAAAAUCAUUACUACUGUUACUAGAUCAAUCGAUAUCGUACUUUGUUGUUGUUAUGUGUGACAUUGUCAGUAAGUUUUAGUCUAAUUUUUGAACAUACUAACAGUAAGAUGGGCUCUUAUUUUGGGUCGGUUGUGAUAAUAGUUGUUUGUACAUUGUUGGGACUGUCGUCUGCCGCUGCAGUGGAGGGUCAUCGUGAGCCGCGAUCAGCUGAUUCAGCCGAUCAUGGCGACGCUGGGUCUGGAGGCCAUGCCAGCUACAAAGUGUUUCACUUUGAAUUCCAAAGGGUCGAGGCCCCCUUCAUCAUAGGACUAUGGAUUUUCCUGGCCAGUCUCGCCAAAAUAGCGUUCCACAUGGCACCAAAGCUGAGCCACAUGUUCCCCGAGUCAUGCCUGCUGAUCACGGUGGGCGUGGCCAUAGGCCUGCUGCUGUUCGUGACGUCAUCGCUGCACGUGUCCACGCUGACUCCCGACGUGUUCUUCUUCUACAUGCUGCCGCCCAUCAUCCUCGACGCCGGCUACUUUAUGCCCAACCGCCUCUUCUUCGACCACCUCGCCACCAUUCUCAUGUUCGCUGUUGUCGGAACUAUAUUCAAUACACUGACCAUAGGUGCCUCACUGUGGCUAGCUGGGCUGACAGGGCUGUUCGGCUGCGAGACGCCGCUGCUAGAGAUGUUCCUGUUCUCGGCGCUGAUCUCGGCCGUCGACCCGGUUGCCGUGCUCGCCGUCUUCGAGGAGAUCCACGUCAACGAGAUCCUCUACAUCGUCGUCUUCGGCGAAUCCCUGCUCAACGAUGCUGUCACUGUUGUGCUGUACCACAUGUUCGAAACGUACAACACAAUGGGCCCGGCCAACAUCACCUACACGGACCUGCUGUCUGGACUGGCGUCGUUCUUCGUGGUGGCGAUAGGUGGCACCCUAAUCGGGGUCAUCUGGGGCUUCCUCACCGGCCUGGUCACCCGCUUCACGCACCAGGUGCGCGUCAUCGAGCCCAUCUUCAUCUUCGUCAUGGCCUACCUCGCCUACCUCAACGCCGAGAUCUUCCACAUGUCUGGCAUACUUGCAAUAACAUUCUGCGGCAUCACAAUGAAAAACUACGUGGAGGCGAACAUUUCGCACAAGUCGCACACGACUGUGAAGUACGCGAUGAAGAUGUUGAGUUCCUCUUCGGAGACGAUCAUCUUCAUGUUCCUGGGCGUGGCCACGGUCAACGACAGUCACGACUGGAACACCUGGUUUGUCGUGCUCACCAUCGCAUUCUGCUCCAUUUUCAGGGCUAUCGGUGUAAUAAUCCUGACGGCUCUGGUGAACGAGUUUCGACUGUACAAACUGAACAAGGUGGACAAGUUCGUGAUGUCGUACGGCGGGCUGCGCGGCGCAGUCGCAUUUGCUCUGGUUCUGCUCAUCGACCCACACCGCGUCAAGCUGCAACCCAUGUUUGUCACCACCACCAUCGCUGUCAUCUAUUUCACCGUCUUCUUCCAGGGUAUCACGAUCAAGCCGCUGGUGAAAAUCCUGAACGUAAAGCGCGCACAGAAGCGGAAGCCGACCAUGAACGAGCGUAUCCACGAGAGGAUGAUCGACCACACCAUGGCUGGCAUCGAGGACAUCCUCGGCCAUCACGGAAACCACCAUUUGAGAGACAGGUUCAAACGAUUCGAUAACCGGUUCAUCCGGCCGUACCUAUUGCGCGACCACCAGGGCGCUGAGCCCAAGAUCCUCGAGACCUAUUCGAAACUGGCCAUGAAGGACGCCAUGGACUUCAUGCGUCGCAACGCCUCCACAAUCGGCAACAUCAGCAACACCGAAUCAAUGUCCGCCAUCUUUAGAAACUACACGGCGGGCAACUUGAACGGAAGGUACAACAAUUCCUCUCUGGUAUUCCCCCGUAGUUUCUCACAGCUAGACUCAAGCACGUGGAACAUCGACAUGCAAGAGCUCGAGUACAAUCCUUCGAAGAAAGAUCUGACCGACGCGAGGAUCCACCAUUUGCUGGCUGAAGAACUUUGCCAGCCGUGCAGAAGGGUAGGGCACCGUCGGCUGAGCUACAGCCGUCACACCGUGGAUGACCGCGAUCUGUCGUCGCAAGUCAACUACCGCAUGCACAUGAACAUACGUCGGCUGGUCGGAGAUCAGCGCAAACACCAUCACAAGAGGAGCAAGCGACUCAACAAGGAUGGAAAGCACAAUCACGUUAGUUUCCCCGGAAUCCAGCAGAACGGAUCAGCUAAACAAUUUGCAAAUGACUAUAUAGACGAAGUGCUUCUUGAGUGUGAGAACGAAACUCCGAAACCAGGAACCAAAGAUGAAUGGGAAGGAGGAGGCAUCACAUUCACAGCGCAACCCUCUCCGGCGGAAGACAGCGGCGGCGAGACGGUGGUGGAAACCGCUACCGCAGCCGCAGCCGCGACCGCAACUAGUCAGUCGCCAUCGUACAGUCUGUUAAACCAGAUAGCGUCGCUGCCCGGGUUUCGGCAGGCGUCCACCAGGGCGCGUCUUGUGACUGAGUAUGUGUCGGCUAAGCCCAAGUCGUCGCGACCCAGCAGUCUGCGACUGGAGGACGUGCCGACUGUAGCCGAGGUGUCGCUGCCCUGGCGACGUGACGUCUUACCAAGCAAUAAUCAAGCAGAUGAAGGCAUACCACCUUCGCAGUCGCCUCAAAAGAAGCUCUCGAAAGAUUCGUCCACUACGGGAGAAGUGCCUCGGGUGUCGACGCCGACCGCCCUGGAGAAGAUGUUGCCAUGGAAACGGGACGACGAGGACCAGAACGCCGGACCGCUGAGGCAAAACGAGUUCCCCGGAUGGUGCUCCAACAAGGAGUACCUCGCCUACAGCUCCCCCUCUGCCACAUUCCUAGGCGGCAUCGAACAACCGGGCGUGCAGUCGGUGAUUGGUUUGUUCCGCCGCGAGAGCGAGCCACCAUCAAUGUCCAGCUCGCCGCAGUCAUCGUCCGUUCUGCUCAUAGAGGAAGCCACUUCGCUGCUGCUGCUCAGUCCCCACUCGAAGACGGCACGGAGAGGAUCUAUGCUCGAGCUCGGCUCCAGUGUCGAUCCCAUUCCCGAGGAAGAACUGCUCACAGGUACUGCUAAUCGGCCAGUGAGUGCCGACGGCUCGACUCCAUCAUUGAACGACCGGUGGACCAACUCCUCCUCGACUCAGCCAAUGAGUCAGGCGGGGGGUGUAGGGGUUGCUGGUGGUGGUGCGGGCGGUGGACGGUUGGCUGCCCUCUCCAUUGAAUCACUCGAGUCUUCCUCAGAGAGCGAAUGCAACGAGGCAGACGACGAGAAGAAGAAACUAAAUAAAAACAACAACGAAUAGCAGUACGCCUACAAGGUCCGUGUCACCGAUCUUUGAUCUGGACACAACACAGAGCAAUAGAGUGGUCGAUACCUGGACGGGCAACUAGGGCCAUUACAGAGUACUAAAGUUAUACUAGUUGUAGCCAACUAAGGUACCGUAAUUCAUAAAUUUACUAUUUUAGUCGUUGUAUACUAUUUUUGAAAUGUAUGAAUUCAGGGCUACUUUCUUGUAUUUAUAAAAUAGAAUUAUAGUACCCUUCAAAAUAAUAAAACAAGAAUACAAAUUGUAACGUAACUACUAGUUUCGGUGAUCACACC